This is a messenger RNA of Dalotia coriaria, 4054 nucleotides long. It is a transcript of the gene Klc, whose product is annotated as kinesin light chain. Gene Ontology annotation, molecular function: kinesin binding. Bases 1181 to 2911 code for a protein of 576 amino acids. Gene Ontology annotation, cellular component: kinesin complex; cytoplasm. NCBI's taxonomy places the organism in Eukaryota, Metazoa, Arthropoda, Insecta, Coleoptera, Staphylinidae. Gene Ontology annotation, biological process: microtubule-based movement. The record is from RefSeq and is a predicted model, not a curated record. The transcript is spliced from 9 exons.
CGAACAGCGUCAGUUCCACACAAACACGCCGCCCGAACGCAGGCGAAAGAUGUGAACGGCGAAAACUCGAUCAAUACUUGAUCGCCGAGCCGCGUCGCGUUGUUCUACUACCCCUGACAACGCCAAUCACGCGCAUUACAACAUCACUACGACAAAAUAAGGGCGUGUAAAUAAAUAGUUGCUUAUAGCACGGCAUACAACUCAUCAGCAUUCAAAUUUGUUUGUUUACAAAAUUAUGUGCGUCAAUUAAACGUAAAUUCCGGAGCUUUUAGAUUCGCGUUGCCUUAAAUUUUGCGUGCGUGCGUAAAAAUAAAAACAAAAGCGAAAGAAACAAAGAAGAGAAAAAAGAAAAAUUGCGCUUUAGUUCUAACUGCAACGCACAUAAUAUCGAUUGUGUUUCGUUUUCCGUGUCGUGUCUCGCUGUGUUUGAGUUAUAUUGUGCAUGUGUGUGGCGGUCGAGUGCAUACGAAUUUCGAAUCGAUUUCCUAUUUUUCCACCGCCGCUACGGUUUUACGCAUCAGCGUAAUAAAGAGUAAUAACUCUAAAUGAGCGUCGUUGCAGCGCGCGCCGACGACUUGGAACAACCACGUAAUAAGCUCCAAUUUAGUAAAAUUGAGGCACGUUCCGCCGAUGCGGCAAAACCGAACCGAACGGAAUAUUGGAUUUGUCAUCCGGUCAUCCAUUUUAUUCGCGGUGCAGUCGCUGAUUAGUGUCGGCGGCGCGCAGAUUACAUAAAAAUCCCGCACCCGUCGCGUUGAAAAUUGUAACUUACGUCAACUAUUUUUGUAUAACUUUAAAAAUAGCCGAAACAAAUCGAAACAGGAAGAGACACGAAUUUACUACGCGUUUGAGGAGACAAAGAGAAGUAAAAAAUAAUUAAUCAACGCUGAUUAUUAAAGAUAUUAAAGUAUUCAACAGUUGUUGUGAAACGUCGAUACUCAUAAAAGCUUGUGAUAUUUAUAUUUUUAACGCUAAAUUUGCUACCACUACGAUUUGCUACGAUUUAUGCAUUUAUUGACGGGCUCGUAAUCAAAUUACACUUAAAUUACGCUAUUUUAAUAAGUACUAUACUUGAUACGCAUUAAAUAAAAGCAAAAGUUUGCUCGAGUAGCGUGCGGCGUGCUCAAAACUUAAUAUUUUGGAAGGAAAGCAAAGGAAAUAAGAUAAUAAAAUAUUCGCUAUGUCGAAAACAAUAAACGCAUACAGAAUCAAGAAGAUUGAGAGUUUUGGCAAGAUGACGGCAAUGAAUCAGGAGGAGAUAGUCCAGGCUGUGCGCACAGUUGCGCAAGGUCUGGAAGCCUUGCGCUCCGAACAUGCGGGUAUCCUGCAUGGCCUCCAUGAGGCCCCGGAUCCCAUCGCCAACGAGCGUGCUGGACUUGUCCAGCAAAGCGCUGAAAUGAUUGAACUUGGUUUAGGCGAAGCGCAGGUCAUCAUGGCGCUCGCCUCUCACCUGCAAAUGGUAGAGGCCGAGAAGCAGAAACUGCGCACGCAGGUACGCCGCCUGUGCCAGGAGAACGCGUGGUUACGCGAUGAGCUCGCUUCAACACAGCAGCGCCUCCAGGCCAGCGAACAAGCUGUCGCCCAAUUGGAGGAAGAAAAGCGUCACUUGGAGUUUAUGGCGUCUGUCAGUCGAUACGAUCAGGACGCGAGCGAGGACAACCAGUCUGAGCAGUCGCGCACAGAGAAGAACGAUCCCGUCGUUGACUUGUUCCCUGAUGACGAUAAUGAAGAACGCAAUAAUAUGUCUCCAACACCGCCAAGUCAACUCGCACAACAAGUGAAUGCCGGAUAUGAGAUUCCAGCACGUUUGCGUACGCUGCACAAUUUGGUGAUACAGUACGCGUCGCAGGGACGUUAUGAGGUGGCUGUACCAUUGUGUAAACAAGCACUGGAAGACUUGGAGAAGACGAGCGGACAUGAUCAUCCCGAUGUGGCGACCAUGUUGAAUAUUCUCGCGUUGGUUUAUCGUGAUCAGAAUAAAUAUAAAGAAGCCGCUAAUCUACUGAAUGACGCUCUGGCAAUCAGGGAAAAAACUCUCGGUGAGAAUCAUCCGGCUGUCGCAGCGACGCUUAACAAUCUGGCUGUGUUGUACGGUAAACGCGGAAAGUACAAGGAGGCUGAACCGCUGUGUAAACGCGCGCUGGAGAUCAGAGAAAAGGUUUUAGGACGCGAACAUCCCGAUGUCGCCAAACAAUUGAACAAUUUAGCUUUGUUAUGCCAAAAUCAGGGAAAAUACGAAGAAGUUGAGAGAUAUUAUCAACGCGCGCUUGAAAUCUACGAACAGCGACUGGGCCCUGACGAUGCAAACGUGGCGAAGACGAAAAAUAACCUCGCCUCAUGCUACCUCAAGCAGAGCAAGUACCGCGAGGCGGAGGUGCUGUACAAGCAGAUCCUCAACCGGGCGCACGAGCGUGAAUUCGGCACAAUUGACGGCGACAACAAGCCCAUCUGGCAGGUGGCGGAGGAGCGCGAGGAGAAUAAGGCGCGAAAUCGGGAGAACGCACCCUACGGCGAGUAUGGUGGCUGGCACAAGGCCGCCAAGGUGGACUCGCCCACCGUCACCACUACACUGAAGAAUCUGGGGGCGUUGUACCGACGCCAGGGCAAGUACGAAGCAGCGGAGACCUUGGAAGAUUGCGCUCUACGUUCACGAAAAGAGCAUGUGCAACAAGCGCUAGAUAUAGUGAAACAAUCCAGGAUGGCGGCAUUUAUUGGCUCCGGCAGGAAACCAAGCUCAGCGAAGGAGCGGACAUCGCGACGAGGAUCACGAGAAUCUCUAGACAUGUCUUUUGAUACCGACGAGAGCAAUACGUCCCGAUCGCUGGACGGCGAAAAGACGGCGGGCCUCAAAACGAAACUGUUUGUUGCGCUCGGAAUCCACUCACCUACGCCCAACAAACCCAGCUCUUAAGCGUUCACAAUCUCUAGUUUCCGAUACUACCAAACACACACGACAUUUAUACACUCUCACAGAGAUGGAUACAACACCAAAACCACCCUGACAAAGUAUUAGAAAGAUCUGACCCCAUUCUUUCGUGAUUUGAAUAUUUCUUUACAUAUUUAAUAAUUAAUCAAAAUGAUGAAGCGAGUAGAGUCAAGAUUUUAAACAAACAACGCGCACUUUUAUCCGUUUUGUUGAGUUGUCUAUUUAUUAUGUUUAUAUUUUACAUAUUAGUUUGCUUCAGCUCUACUCGCCUUUUAGCAAUGUUUCGUUUUUGUGAUCAUUAUCUUAUUACUUAUAUUUGAUUAUUAUUUUACUUAAGUUGUGCAUUGCGUCGGUGUAGGUUUCUUAUUUCUUUUUUUUGUGACAACAAAAGAACCUAAACGCUAUCGCAUUACAAAAGUACAUUGAACACAUUGCUCACACAACACAAACAUAUGUAGAAAACGAAAUGAUCGUAACUGCUUUCGUUUGACGAACAAAUUUUUAAACGUUAUUUUGUGCUUACAUUCCAUUUCAAAACUAGAGACACAAAACCAACGUCAAAUUGCAUCGAAUUGCUUGAGUCUCUUUUAAAACUCGAAAACGUUUCCAGAAAAUAGCAAUUAUAUAAACAUCUAAGGAUAAACUGAAGAAAAACUAAAAACUAACUACACUUCCGUCAACAUUAGUGCAAUUACAAACGCGUAAUGUUAGUGCUUCCUAAUUUUUUGUAAAUUGCAAGUGAGAAAAAAUUUAAAUAACUCGCAUUAUUCAAUUAUAAACUAUUUAUAUAACAAUAACUGCAACGAUUAUAUCUCUUCCAUAAGCGAGUGAUAAAUUGUUGGUGUUUCAAUCAUGUUACUACUUAAUCCUAACCAAGUUAUUAGCGAUGACAGAAAGUUUUACGACGUGUUUUUAACAUAACUUAAGAUUUAACAUAAAUUGUUCCUCCUGAAUGAUUCGGGAGGCCAACUUUAAGCAUGCACCAACUCUUUUACAGUCAAUAAUAAUAUAUUUUACAUUAUCCUACACCACUUACACUACACACCCACAUAUUUGUUAUUUAAAUAUUAUUUAUAUCUCUAUAGAUAAAAAUGAAAAAGAAAUAAAAAUGCUAUUGUUUACUAUAAA